AUGUCCGACUAUACAUAUAACCUUGUUCAGUCCCGCUAUAGUGACAUCGCUAAGCAGAGUAACAACACCCAGCAGCACCACAAAGAAGAGGAAAUCGCCAGGGCAUUUGGCUACAGUGCGGAAGAUCUUAGUUCACUGCCAGAGAAGACUAAUCUCGGCUUGAGCUGUGGAAAUCCGGUGGGAUUUGCCAAUGUUAAAGAGGGUGAGACGGUUCUGGACCUUGGUAGCGGCAGCGGCAUUGAUGUCCUCUUGGCGGCUCGUAGAGUCGGCCCCAAUGGACAGGCCAUCGGCAUUGACAUGACAAAAAGUAUGGUCAAACUUGCCGAGAAAAAUAUCCAAAAGGCAGAACUCUCCAAUACAAAAUUCAUCGAAGCAAAUAUCAGCUCCAUACCGCUGCCAGACUCCAGCGUCGACUGCAUCAUCAGUAACUGUGUCAUCAAUCUCGUCCCGGCUACCGACAAAGCGGCUGUUUUUAAAGAGAUCGCUCGGCUACUGAAGCCUGGGGGAAGAGUCGCGAUCAGUGAUAUUUUGGCUAGAAAGCUGCUCCCGGAUCAUAUUACUAAAAACAUGGCGCUGUAUAUUGGGUGUGUUGCUGGUGCGAGUCAGAUUGGGAAAUAUGAGGAGUAUCUUAGGCAGGCUGGAUUCGAAGGUGUGUUCAUUGUUGAUGCGAAGUCAGACCUUAACCUCUAUAAGGGGUCUUUGUAUUUGCCUCAGAGCUCGUGCUGUGGCGGUGGGUAUGGGGGUAAGGAGACUACGAGUGAUAUUGCUGAGUUGGAUUUUAAUGAGUGGGUCGGUUCUUUUCAGAUCUAUGCUAUCAAGGCUUAG
Molecule: messenger RNA, 825 nt
Organism: Aspergillus chevalieri
Lineage: Eukaryota; Fungi; Ascomycota; Eurotiomycetes; Eurotiales; Aspergillaceae
Gene: cyt19
Product: putative arsenic methyltransferase Cyt19
Exons: 5
Coding region: 1-825 (274 amino acids)
Molecular function (GO): methyltransferase activity
Source: RefSeq, a predicted model, not a curated record